Echinostoma caproni is the source of this 627-nucleotide messenger RNA. The record is from the annotation of a GenBank genome assembly. Lineage: Eukaryota; Metazoa; Platyhelminthes; Trematoda; Plagiorchiida; Echinostomatidae.
AUGACGUUUAUUCCUUGUCGAGUCCUGGAAUUGAAACCGAUCGAGGGAACACCUUAUCGAUGGUUACGUUUGUCCUGGUCGAAUGACAAUGCCUGGAUGCCCGUCCCCCUGGGCCACCAUGUAAUGUUACGCUUGUUGGACAGCACUGGUACACCAGUCUGUCGUCCUUACACUCCUGUAUGGCCGAAGUUAACUCCAGAUUCAGUCGAUCAUGCAGACUUAGUUAAAUACACUGAGCUGUCUCUUCUAAUUAAAGUGUAUCCCAAUGGUGUUAUGUCUGGUUUGAUCGAUCAACUGCAGGAAGGCGAUCAACUAGAAGUUAGUCUGCCCAUUGGACAAUUUUCGCAUAGCUUUCUUCAUAACAUUCUAUCAUCUACGAAACGCCCAUUUGUGUUCAUGCUAUCUGCUGGAAGCGGGAUCACACCGAUGCUUCGCCUGCUACUUGUUUUCCUUCAUCGUCACUCGAGUGAUCCCGGGGACCACAAUGCAGUGGAUGUGAGCUCUCCCAUCGUGCGUCUUGUCUGCUUCGAUCGAACAGAAAAGGAUCAGGUCUUGGUCGACGAGUUGGCAGAUCUCGAGUCGAAAUUUCGGGACCGGUUAGUCAUCUUAUUGUUAUUUUUUAUCUAG